CCUGAUAAAUUGGGUCUAAAAAUCUUGUUAAUACGUGUUUUGCAGGCCUUAUUAUUAAUUCGAAUGAUUAAUGAUGCGUCAUCCAAACCUUUCGAACGUCUUUUUCGAACGUUUUCGAGAAAAUCUAAAGAAUUUCAAAAGAAAGACACUCUCAUAACAAUGUCGUCUGUGGCAGGAUCAAAGCGUCGAAUUGACAAUAAGUCGUGCAAAAUCAAGUACAAAGCUCUUAAAGCGUUGGAAAAGGGUACUGCGCCAAAGGAUGUGGCAAAAGAGUUCAAAAUUCCUCCAAGCACCCUGUCAACUUGGAAAAAAAAUAAAGAAAAGAUUUACAAGCAGUUUAACAACGGGCAAACAUCGAAGAGAUCAAAGCCAGAAAAAUUCGAAGAUGUGAACAAAGCUGUUCAUAAAUGGUUACUUAUGAUGAGGAGUGAGAAUAUCCCAAUCAGUGGCCCGAUGCUGAAAGAGAAAGCUCUUGAGUUUGCCGAAGCGUUGGGUGUCGAGUCAUUUCAAGCUUCUCAGGGGUGGAUGGCUAAAUGGAAAACCAGGUAUGGAGUAUCCUUCAAAACCAUCGCUGGAGAAUCACGGUCCGUCACUGAGGAAAUGACAGCGCCAUGGUCGGAGACAACAUUACCAACCAUUCUCUCCCGCUAUCCUCUGGAAGACAUUUUUAACGCCGACGAAUUUGGGCUUUUCUUUCAAUGCCUUCCCAAUAAAACUUUGCAUAUGAAAGGUGAUAAGUGUUCUGGAGGAAAACACAGCAAAGUUAGACUUACUGGUUUAGCUGCUGGUAAUGCCUCGGGGGAACGAUUGCCAAUGUUUGUAAUCGGCAAGUCCGCCAAACCUCGUUGCUUUAAAGGUGUCAAAACACUACCCUGUCGAUACCGUUCGCAAAAGAAGAGUUGGAUGUCUGGAGAGCUGUUCGAAGAGUGGGUACGCGAGCUUGAUCGAAAAUUCUCUGUCUUUAAGCGAAAAAUUGCUUUGAUUAUUGACAAUUGUACCGCACAUCCUCAUGUUGAAAACCUGGAAUGGGUAGAAUUGAUCUUUCUUCCUCCAAAUACCACGUCCCGAACCCAACCUAUGGACCAAGGAAUUAUCCGCGCCCUGAAAGCAAAAUAUCGAUCGCUAGCAGUGCGGAAAUUGAUAAAAGCCUUGGACGAGGAAAAAUCGACUCCGAAGUUCUCGAUUCUUGCAGCUAUGUACAUGCUAAGGAAAGCAUGGGAUGAUGUUUCCAACAAAACAUUCACCAAUUGCUUUCGAAAAUCAGGAAUUUCCCAAAAGGAUGCAGAAAGAGCGAUCAACAAAGAUGACGACCCUUUUAAAAGUUUAACCAGCGAAGUAGAAGAAGACCCAAUUCCAACCCUCGAUGCUGAACUCUCUUACAUAAAACGAAGGUUUCCUGACCACAUUGAUCCUGACUUAUCAACUGAAGAUUUCAUUGAUUUUGACAUUGAAGUCAGUACAUCCCAUGGGCGUCUGAAGACUGCUGACAUCAUUGCUGAGAUCACUGGGACUCAAGACGAAGAAUUAGAAGAGGUCGACGAAGAAGACAAGGAGGAAGAAGAUAAGAUCACAAGACCGACGGCCGAGCAAGUGCGUACAGCUAUCAACGUCCUCGAAGACUUGAGUAUUUUUUCACAUUUUGGAGAAGAAAUGAUAGCUUCCCUGAGGGACUUGAAUCGUAAUAUCGCCAAAGAUUUUGAUAUGAGUUGUAAGCAAACAGUUAUCACCGACUUCUUUUCUAAAUAA
Messenger RNA from Hydractinia symbiolongicarpus, 1746 nucleotides. RefSeq names its product tigger transposable element-derived protein 4-like. Lineage: Eukaryota; Metazoa; Cnidaria; Hydrozoa; Anthoathecata; Hydractiniidae. The coding region runs from base 64 to 1746 and encodes 560 amino acids. Gene Ontology annotation, molecular function: DNA binding. The transcript is spliced from 2 exons. Gene Ontology annotation, cellular component: nucleus. The record is from RefSeq and is a predicted model, not a curated record.